Messenger RNA from Camelina sativa (false flax), 1253 nucleotides. RefSeq lists its product as uncharacterized. The record is from RefSeq and is a predicted model, not a curated record. Lineage: Eukaryota; Viridiplantae; Streptophyta; Magnoliopsida; Brassicales; Brassicaceae.
AAAAAAAAAAAAAAAAGAAAUUGUAUUCUGUUGUCUCUCGAAGAACAAUGUCUCAGCUUCUCUUCCGUCUCUCCAAACUCUCUUCCCGGAACGAUGUGCUUAUACACAAGAGCGUCCGUUUGUUUUCAACCAGCCCGUAUUUGACACUUGGCACUAGGGUUAAGGAAUUUUUGCCGGGCGGCUGCAAAAUUGGAGAUGUUCUGUUGUUUGACCCGACCAAGGAAGAGAUAGUCACGGUCCCGGACAAAACAGUUCCCAAAGAGCUCAUGGACGAAGAAAUGAUGGGAGCUUCCCAUGGAUGGGGAUUUUUCUGUGACCGCAGUGAUCGUUCCGUACGUAUCAGCGACAUUUUCAAUCCUUUAGCAUCCAAAUCAAACCCUCUCAUGGUUCCUCUGCCUAGGCUUACGGCUCUGCCCACUGGCCAAACCGAAGAAGUCUGUAACGUAGCAAUGUCCUCCUCUACUCCUCUUGGUGAGGAAGACUGUGUAGUGGCUAUCAAGUUUUCGGGUAUCCAGCUGAGUCUUUGCAGACCCGGUUGUGACCUUGAGUGGACUAACAUCUUAACCCCUUUCAACUGUUUGGACAACUCAAACCUCAUGUAUUCCAAAAGAGACCGAAAAUUCUACUUACCUGCUCCUGGAGGCAACUACUUGUUCUCCUAUAAUCUCCACUGUAAAACAGACGACCUCCCCGAGCUCCAUGAGUUGUUCUAUCGCUACCAUCCAAAGUUGGAUCAGUCCGAGUGGGAGCUUUUGAGUUCGUGUUCCAGGACGGAAUACCUUGUGGAGUCAUCCUCUAGUGGUGAACGUUUCCUAGUCAAAUGGUACGCGCAUGGCUUCUUCUCGCCGGUGUUAAAAGGAAUUUCCUUCAAAACAAAGAGGUUGAUGGUGUUUAGAGAGGAGGACACGGUGAUGGGAAGAAUCAUGUGUUACACAGAGGACAUUGGAGACAUGUGCAUUUUCCUUGCAAAGAACGAGGCUUUCUGCAUCCCGGCUAGCAACUGUCUUGGCCUCAAGCCUAACUCCAUCUAUUUUAUGGGACCUGGCUUAGGUAUUUACGAUCUCACUACUGGAGAAGCACAUCAUUAUAAAGCUCCCGAGUGUGCACCCACCGUUCUCACCACCACCCCUUACUGGCUUCCUCCAUUUUCUAUCUAGCCAAGUCAUACCAUUUCUCUCUUUUGUUCAACCCUUUAAGUUUCUCUCCACCAGUUUGGAUUGCUAAUAACAUCUAAAACAUUUUUUUGGUUGUUU